UUCCAGGAAGAAGAGCUCACCCGCACAAGUCGGCUGUUACCUCACCCGUGCAUGUGCCUUUGAUCCUAAUGCGUUUCAGGCUGCAAACACGAGGCGGCAAGUGUAAAACCCAGUAGUUCUGUCUUUAGCUACAACAUGAAGAUGUCUGCAGAAGUGUCCGAUCAGGGAAGAAGUGGGUGAUGCACACAGAUACAGAGCAGAGAUGAUCGCCGUUUGAUGCACGGACAGCAGGAACACGUGAAGAGACGAGACAACGUACAAACAAAAUGAGUCUGACGUCAGAACUUGAGCCUCAGCUGUCACUCCACUUCUUGUCACAAUCAGAACCUGAGAGGGGGAAAGCGCCUACACCUCUAAAACAGCACCCGCCCCCCACCACCGAUCCCCACCAGCUCCAGGAACAAAUCCAACUCCAGCCUGUGCUGCAGCCAGAGCCACUGUCCCGCCACGAGCACCAAGAAAAGCCAGCGUGGAUGAAACACCAGAGAGUGCUUCUCUUCAUGUUGGGAUUAACAGUCUGGGCUGCAAUUCUGGGAUUGAUCUACUACAUCCAUCACAACUUUCAUAGACAAGAUGCAGCCGCUGUGCCUUCCUGUCUCUCUCCAGCAUGUCGGUGGGCUGAAGCUCGCCUGUCCACGUCUACCGACCCCUUCACGCAGCCCUGUGGUUACUUCAUGUCCCCCUGUGGAUCAAGCAGACUGCUACAAAAGAACAGGGGGAGACAGAGAGGUCAGGGCAUCCGAGGUCAUCCACAAAACCAGAUGGAAAAGUUUGUGCUGCCGGAGAGACAAAAUGGAGAGACGUCAUAUGCAAAACUGAGAGAAGACAAGAUGCUGAGUCGAAAAAAUGUGCUGCUGCAAUAUGUCAGAGAGAUUUUAGAAUCCAACCAGAACUCAAGAAGUUCGGCUGUUCAGAAGACUAAAGACUUCUACCGGUCCUGUUUGGACAGAAGAUCCAUCGAAACUGCAGGAGCAGAACCCUUCCUCCAACUCAUCCAGAAGCUGGGAGGUUGGGCCGUAUCGGGACGGUGGAACAAGACGGAUUUCAACUCCACACUAGGUGUGCUAAUGAGAGACUACAGCACUUUCCCCUUCUUCAAUCUCUACGUGGGCAAAGACCCAAAUGAGACUGCCAGUGGGACACACCAAAGAUACAUACAGAUCGAUCAGCCAGACUUGUUGAUUCCAAUCGAAUGGAACAGAAAGACAGAAAAGUCCCAAGCUAACGCCAAGACGCUUCGUCCUUUCCUAGCCUCGUGUCAGAAGUUCCUGAAUCUGCUGGGAUCCCCGCCGGGCGAAAUAAUGAUUCACGUGGGAUCGUUCAUCUCGUUGUCCUCUGAGCUGGCUGUAGCAGCUUCACCUCGGCACUACCGUCUGUCCAAAGGACAGCUCCAUCAGCGCAUGACCAUAAAAGAGCUACAGAGACGGGCCCCUGCAAUUGACUGGUUAGGCUGCCUGCAGACCGCUUUCCACCCACUGUCGCUCAGUGAAGACGAUCACGUCCUCCUGCAUAACUUACCUUACAUCGUUCAAAUGUCCCGCACCGUUAACAAAUGGCUGAACCGGCACGAACUGAGCAACAGCGGUCCUCUUCAUACAUUCAUGAUCUUCAAUCUGCUGCACACCUUGAUGCCUGCUAUGGACUCUCGCUUUUCUGAAACGGCAAAAAAUUACACCCUGGCUUUGGGUCACUCUGUGGAGGAAGUUCCUCUCUGGAGACACUGUGUGCUGGAAACCGAGAGAGGGUUUGACUCAGUUCUCACUCACCUUCUCGGCCAAAAGACGGCACUCAGAGAGGCUGAGGAGAUGAUUGAAAACGUCUUUGACUCCCUCAAAUCCAAAUUAAAUGAGCUCAAGUGGGUGGAUCGAAACUCGUCUGAGCUCGUCAUGCAAAAGGUUAACUCUUUGAUUCCACGGCUGAGGUCUUCAGAGGAGGUUUCUGGUGGAGAUGACCUUGACAUUUUCUUCUCUAAGGUGACUAUCCGCACCAACAGCUUCUUCUCCAACUACCUUCAGCUGCUGUCUUUGUGGCAGAACAGACGCAGUAAACUCUUGACCGCCCCGAUCGAGGCUGCUGAUGUUCUGUCCGUCACACCAUUCUCUCUGGACGCUGAGCUUCUCUUUCCAAUGGGAAUGUUCAUCCCUCCUUUUUUCCAUCCUACCUAUCCAAAAGCCAUGAACUAUGGGGCAGUGGGUUUCCUAAUUGCCAAAGAUAUCUUUCAUCUUCUUGUACCUGAGAUUUACUAUCACAGUAGGAGUGUGCACACGGUUGGAAAGUGUGUGUGGUCUUACUACAUCAAUGCAACUGAAAGAGCAAGCAGAGAUGGAGUGUCGGCGCUCUCUACAGCUCAGCUGCAGGAAGUCUGGGUGCAGCACGCUGCACUGCAGGUAGCGCUGCAGGCCUAUCAUCUGAGUUUAAGCCAGAACUCGAGUGACACCUCCCUUGCAGGGAUGCACCACGAUCACCUCUUGCUCCGAUCAUUCUCCCAGGUCAACUGUGAUGCUGAUCCGUUCAGUGAAUCCAUGCCGCUGGACCCCUCCUUCUUAAUCGCAGUUGUUUGUUCCACGUCUGAUCUGUGUCCUACGAGUCCACAGUGCUCCAUCAAAUCCCAGCAGAAUUCAUCCCAUGCAUGCUGACUGGCUACAUUUAUUAAAGCAGCAUAGGUACAUGUAUGUUUUUAUUUAAUUUUACAUGAUUAAACUCGAUUUUUGCAAUCGCCAUAGCUGUUAUAUUUCUGCAAAUUGCAUUAUUUGCACAAAUUGUAUAGUAGUCAUUGAAAUAGGGGAAAAAAAAAUUUUUUUUUUUAGUGGUGGUGAAAUUUCCCCAUUAUUGUAUAUAAAAAUAAACCUGUUAUGCAGUAA
Messenger RNA from Nothobranchius furzeri (turquoise killifish), 2861 nucleotides. RefSeq names its product Kell metallo-endopeptidase (Kell blood group) (gene kel). Gene Ontology annotation, molecular function: metalloendopeptidase activity. Gene Ontology annotation, biological process: protein processing. The record is from RefSeq and is a predicted model, not a curated record. Gene Ontology annotation, cellular component: plasma membrane. Lineage: Eukaryota; Metazoa; Chordata; Actinopteri; Cyprinodontiformes; Nothobranchiidae.